Capsicum annuum is the source of this 1551-nucleotide messenger RNA. RefSeq lists its product as uncharacterized. The coding region runs from base 851 to 1378 and encodes 175 amino acids. The record is from RefSeq and is a predicted model, not a curated record. NCBI's taxonomy places the organism in Eukaryota, Viridiplantae, Streptophyta, Magnoliopsida, Solanales, Solanaceae. The transcript has 3 exons.
CCUCGGAUCAUUUUGUCGAUUAUCUUUCGCGUGAUUUUGGUAUUUGCUGCGUGUAUUUUGUGGAUUUUCGUUUGUGGAGCUUUGAACAAGGCUGGUUUUUCCUUCGACUGAAUUUUUGUGGAUUGCAUUUGUUUCGGCGGUGUUGAACAAGGCUCACUUCUUCGAGCUUUGAAGAAGACCGGUGACCUUUUUCCUUGCAGAAUUAGGGUUUUUGUUUGUGUCUCAGUAGUCAAUUGAUUGCAAGCAAUGGCUUCGACUAGCCAUAAUGCUCCGUCUACUAGUUUUAAUACUAUUCGCCACACUUAUCCAUUGUAUCUUUACCCUUCCGACUCCCCUGGUAUGGUGCUUGUCAUCACACCAUUUAAUGACACUGGUUAAGGUAGUUGGAGAAGGGGAAUGUUGAUUUUCCUCUCUGCUAAGAGGAAAUUAGAUAGUGUAUACUCCAUGCUCACACAUGAUGAGCAACAGUCUGAACUUCAGGUCUCUAUCCCUGCAUUUGCUUCUGACUUCACUUCCUUUGCUGUUGGUGUGCAAAGGUUUCCUACUGGGAGUUUCAGAUAUCCUUUUAAGUACCGUCCAAAGAUAACCCCAACAUGAUAAAUUUUGACUCCAUCACCAAAUCUAAUUCUAAUAAUGUGCCCUCAUCGAUGUUUUGCAAGUAUUGCAAGAAACCAGGACACCUCAUCGAAAAUUGCCCCAAGUUUCAUGGUUAUAGUGAAAAUCUUUAAAACAAUUAAGAGCAAAUAUGGUGCUGGUAUGAAAAAUUGUGCACAGAGUGCAAUGUCUUCAGGGUCAUCCAUUCCAUCUUCUUCUGGGAUUAUUAAUUCUUCUCAACCUGAAGUUUCUUUCCAUGGUUUCAGUAAAGAACAACAUGACCACAGUUUCUCCCUUCUUCAGCAAAAUAACAUACAAGAUUCUAGACUACGUGCUUCUACAAACUUUUCAGGGCUAUUCUCUGAAGAUGCCACUGGAAGUUGGUAAACUCUCUAAUGGACUAUACAUACUUCAGUUGAAUGGUUCCACUCCACAAGACAUUACUGAUGGUGCUCCUGCUGUUUCCUUAGCUUCUUCAGCUGCUCCUUUUACUAUUGAUCCUGUUUCUACUCCCAAUGCUGCUUUGGAUAAUAUAGCCAAGAAUCCUGUGUUUUAUGAACGUACGAAGCACAUAGAGGUAGAUUGCCAUUUUGUUCAUGAGGCGCUUACCGCUGGACUGAUUUCCUUGCAAUAUGUUUCCACUGCUUUACAACUGGCUGAUAUUCUUACAAAGCCAUUGAUUGGUUUUCAACACAACUUCUUGAUUUCCAAGCUGGGAUUGGUUUCCAGCUUGCCGGGGGAUAUUAGAGAUAAUAUAGUCGGACUUCCACUUCAGCCUCCUUAGCCUAUUGUUUAUUACAUAUUGGGCCUGAUCUUUAAUGUUUGUAUCCGACCCAUUUCCUUUAUCAAUUGAUAAGUAUAUUUAUGUGUGUAUUGAAGUAGUUGGACUGAUUUUGACUUAUUUUCUUGAUAUUUUGUUCAUAGAAUGAAAGCUCAUCUUCUUCUCUCUUCUCUCUA